UCUUUUGCUGAAGUAGCCAAGGAGCAGAUCCUGCUCGGCGUCAUUGAUGAGAGCAAUGAAGACAGCCUCACCCUGAGGCAGCAAUGGAAGUGGGUUAAGGCCGCGAUGGCCGACAUUGCUAUCAACAUUAUGUUGGAGAAUCCGGGACCUCCGCCAACCUGCAAGGGAGCGGGGUGGUUCCAAAAUAACAUCCGCGUUAUAGCAUGCGAGGAUGCUAGAUCAGCGGAGAUCUAUAAGAAAACAGUCGCAGGUAUUGGAGAAGUCUACCCUGGUGCGAAGCUCAGGGCGGUCGACUUCAAGGACCUACCGGUGCGACCGAGAGCGAGAGCAUGGUUGCCUUGCAGGCCAGCGGAGCCAGAAAGGAUCCUGCAAACCAUAAGGCUCUAUAACCCGGAGCUACCUACCGAUAAUUGAAAGGUGGUAAAAAUUAACGAAAGCGGUAAAGCGACGAUGCAGGUUGUCCUGCUUCUAAAUAAGGACUCCACAGAGUUGUUGGAGCAAAAGAGCGGGGUCAUACGUUACGGCUGUGACAUGGCCAAAAUUAAGGUCUACAGCAACGACGUAAACGCAGCGAAGAACCUGAUCGCGGAGGUAGAGCCGGAAGAGGCCAACAGCGACGUGGAGAUGGAGGAAGAAUCCGAGCAGGUUGAUCCGAUGGACGACCUGACCGGGGGUUAUGCCUCAUCGACGUCUUCGCUGGGGGUCGGACGCAUGCUUCGGCUUUAUACGGAGGAGGAGUUGAUCGAGAUGUCGGAAGACGCGGUCAACUCCACCCUAAUAGGCGACGUGGGCGAUAACGGCCAAGAUGGUGAAGGUACUGCAGAUUAACAUUCACCACUGUAAAGCAGCUUCAGCUGCACUGCUGCUCCAUCUAACAGCUAAAGGGGCAGCCGACAUCGUCCUAAUCCAAGAACCUUGGGUGGUGGGACAAAACAUUUGUGGGCUGAAAGCGCCGGGCUACAGACUGCGACGAGGACACAACAGCGGUCAGUCUAAGUGCAAACGGACGACCAAUUAAGAUGGCAUCCAUGUACCUAGCGCACGACAAGGAGGUGCCAACUAUCUGCAUUAAAGACCUAGUGGCCAG
Rhagoletis pomonella (apple maggot) is the source of this 1087-nucleotide messenger RNA. RefSeq lists its product as uncharacterized. The coding region runs from base 451 to 828 and encodes 125 amino acids. Lineage: Eukaryota; Metazoa; Arthropoda; Insecta; Diptera; Tephritidae. The transcript has 2 exons. The record is from RefSeq and is a predicted model, not a curated record.